AUGUCCAAUUCCACAUCAGCGUCGACUCAGACGACCCAAACUUCUACAACCGUAGCAUCGCUGAAUACAUCAACGCCACCAAAGAAUGAAACUGAUCAAGCGUCUCCUGAUGGUUUGCCGCUCGAACCUUCAAUAACACCUGCGUUAGGAGCCGCCGGAAUCAUCCUCCUCGCUAGCGGUUUAAUUCUUGCGCUGAUCGGGAUACGGAACUUACGGCUUCAAGUUUUCCUAUCAACCACUUUAUUGACCGCGCUAGGAGUAACCGUUCUCAUCAUAUAUGUAAUGAGUCCUCCGGUCCGUGAUGCUAUACAAGGAGCAUAUCUUGUCGCUGUUUUCUUCACGGGGAUUACGUUUGGCGCUCUUGCAAUUGUCUUCAAAGAGCUGACCGAGGGACUUGGGUGUCUACUAGGAGGGUUCUGCAGCAGCAUGUGGCUUCUAUCUCUGAAGCCGGGAGGCCUCCUAACAGAAACCGAUUCGAAGAGUGGGUUUAUCGGAGCAUUCUCGGUGGUAUUUUAUGCUCUGUCAUUUAGUCAAUACACGCGCCCCUACGGCCUUAUAGUAUCAACUGGGAUUUCUGGAGGUACUGCUGUUGCACUUGGGAUUGACUGCUUUAGUCGGGCUGGUUUAAAAGAGUUCUGGCUUUACAUGUGGGCUCUCAAUAAUAACGUCUUCCCUCUUGGUACAAAUUCAUAUCCGGUGACUCGCAAUAUCCGUGUUGAGCUUGCUGCUACGGUAAUCAUUACUAUUCUCGGAGUUGUUUCGCAACUUAAGCUCUGGCGCGUUAUCAGAGAACGGAGACAUAAGGACGAGCAAAUACGUGCAGAAGAGAAGAGGAAGAAGGACGAAGCUGAGGCCGAGGUUUCCAAGCGAUUAGAGCAAAAUAACAUGAAAGAGCGAUUGGAAUGGGAGGCCAAGUACAACAACACUGGACCUAGCAUCCCAGAGCUCCCCGGUGAUGCUAAAUGUCCUGCGGAUAUUGAGGUGGAGAAGGACGAAGGUGCUGAGAGCAUUACGAGAUCUUCCGAGCGGUCAUAUUGGUGCUCAGAUUGCAGGGAUAGGGAAGCGAAUGGUGAAUCUGCCUAUGCCUCUUCAGUUACUUCCGAUACAAGCGAGGCUACUGAGGGCAGCCAGACACGACAGCAGGAAUAUAUGGGUAAAACUAUAGAAGAAGAUGCUCCCAUGCAACCUCUUGGCGAUGGAGAUACGGCUCCAGCCAAAAUGGUUAACGGUGCAAUUGCAGCGCAAAUGACUGAUGAUAAGAGCUCGGAUAUGACCGCCAUUGUUGGCUCGGAGACUGGUACAGUACUCUAUGAGAAGAUUUCUGAAAAAUGCUCCUGGGAUACAACGUCUGUAAGAAGCAUUGUGCGACCUGUUUCACAGACAGAGGAGGCGCCCGUUGCCGCCAAAGACGAUUCUUCACCCACGCGUGGAAAAUUGGACGCAAAGAAUGCUUCUACGUCUGAUAACCAUACACUUGAAGCGGCUGGUGACAAUACGACAGAAACUAUCCCAGAUGCCAAGGGGAAUGCAGUAGGGCAGAUACCUGUCGUCAAGGAAAUUCCUUCUUCCCCGAAAGGUGACUCCGGAGAAAGUGUGGAUGACCGUAGUGUUUAUUCACGAGAAGUUGAGGAGCAAAAACUGUGCCCAAUGCAAAAAUUUGAUGUCAAAAAAACGAAAAAUGAUGAUGCUCUAGCCGACCAGAGUAAACGCAGCUCAUCAGCUUCAUCAUCAUCAUCACAAGGAAAGGAUGUUGCUGAUGAGUGUAAGAAGGAACAGUCUACAGAAAGUCUCCAGCAGAGUGAACAAAUAGUGGAUGCCACUGCAGUGGCUACCUCGAAAAAUAGCGGCAAAACAUGGGAAAGUGGCUCAGCGGAUAACAGCCAAAUAUCAUUUGGAGGGAAGUGUCCUAAGACAGCUGAGGUUGAUCUAUCGUCAGAGGACAAGGAUCCUUCCAAACAAAAUAAAGCCACUCUUCGGGGACAAAAGUCCCCGACAAAGUCUAAGCUUAAAGCCAAACCGAAGAAGGAAGAGCGAAACAAACUGGACACAGAAGCUGUGACACAUCUUCCCCAGCGAAACUCGAAGAUGGUUCAAACCUACCGCACGAACGAAUGGGCCAAACAGCUGACAGAUGCGGACAUCCCGGAACCAGAACCAAUCCAGCCCUUUGACGAGGAACGACCUGAACGUGCGGCUGAGGUAUCGGAAGCUGCUGCUCCUGUACGUGUCGAUGAAUUGCUGCAAACACCCUUGAAUGCACAGCCGCCUCCUGCUGUGGAGAAGCUUGCCGCUCUCGGGAGAGAGCCGAGUUAUGCAAACGAGGACCAUCGGAUAUCCAACAGCUUGCACUCGCGUCAGGCUUCCAAAUCUAAAAAGAGAUCGUCCCGAUCCAAACAUAAACAUCCCCCGUCGCCUCUCGUCUCUACAUCGAAUUCCCCCCAGUAUCUCCCCACUGCGGCCCAAUCCCAUUCCGCCCUAGAGCAAACAAAUGGCGCCUACAGCCUGCUGCCGCUAAGUCCAGGCAUCACAGACCAAUCAAAAGAGGAAACUGAAGUGAAGCCACAAUGGAAAGGCCCACGACCUCUCCUGGAGGUGCGAGAGGGCAUGAUGCGAAGUCGACUUUCAUCCUUUUCAUUGAGUUCUGAUCCAUGGUCCUCACGAACCAGUCCGGGAGUGUCAUCCACUGAGCUCUCACCCAAGCAUUCGACGUUCCCGAUUCCCGAAGAAGUCGACGACAUGCCACUUUCUCAACGUCGAACCAUGCUUCACCAGCAGGCUUCCCUGAUACCGCAGACUCCAAUGAGAUGGAGCGGGAAUAGACCCGUGUCCGUUUCAAGUCGAGUUCCAAGCCCAGCGCCCGCGCCAGUCAACGCCCACGCAGCCAUGGCUGGAUGGCGGGGGUAUGUGCGAGAAGACUUGUAUGACAAACGGAAACUGCUGGGGAAGACGAACUAUCCCGUGGCCACGGCGGGGACGGAAGAUCGGGACCCUUUCGUGCAAGCACAGCGAAAUUCUGUAUCGACGAAGGCUGGAAAUUCCGUCGCUGAGGGGAAGCAACGGGGUGAUAUGAGUGAUUUGCAUCGGAAUGCGAUGCGACGGAUGCAAGCCUUGGCCAAUCGCAAAAUGAAUGGAAAUGACCCGGCGUGA
This is a messenger RNA of Aspergillus tanneri, 3147 nucleotides long. Its product is annotated as TMEM198/TM7SF3 family protein. NCBI's taxonomy places the organism in Eukaryota, Fungi, Ascomycota, Eurotiomycetes, Eurotiales, Aspergillaceae. The record is from RefSeq and is a predicted model, not a curated record. The transcript has 5 exons. Bases 1 to 3147 code for a protein of 1048 amino acids.